Molecule: messenger RNA, 1844 nt
Organism: Metschnikowia bicuspidata var. bicuspidata NRRL YB-4993
Lineage: Eukaryota; Fungi; Ascomycota; Pichiomycetes; Serinales; Metschnikowiaceae
Gene: RIM101
Product: alkaline-responsive transcriptional regulator
Exons: 2
Coding region: 213-1718 (501 amino acids)
Biological process (GO): positive regulation of transcription by RNA polymerase II
Cellular component (GO): nucleus
Source: RefSeq, a predicted model, not a curated record
UAAGUGUCUGAAACCACACUGAAACCUUUACGAACGUACACCCUUGCUACCGAAGUACACCCAAACUUCUUCGAAAGCACCCAAAACUACCACUGAAAUACGCCGGAACUACGUCCGCAGAUUAGCCGCCCACAUCACCCGUUGGCUCUCGACUAUUCCCUUUUUCUCUUCAUUUCUCCCUUAAGAGCGUUCCCCAUCGGUGAAUCCCCAAUAUGACCACUGCCUACAGCUUACAUCCUGUGUCGUAUCUCAACGCUACUCAGGAAAACAUGGCAGGAAACGUGCUUGAGUUUGACUUGGACCCGGCCUCGGAUGCUGUCACCAACUCGCCCGCCACCCAAAACUCAAACUCGCCACACGACUCCUUCUCCUCGCAGCUGUCGGCGAACUCCCCGCUCCGCCACCACGAGCUGAUGAAGCAAGACUUCUCGGCGGCCACGUUUGUGCUGCCCUAUGGUGGUCACAUGGUCCCCGCCAACAACGCCUCAUAUACUAUUUCUGGAAACGCGCCAGGCGGGCCCCGGCAGUGCAAAGAGGAGUCUCUGGAUGAAGUUAAGAAGCCCAAGAGAACGUACAACAAGGUGCGUGCUGCCGACAUGAAGGGCCCCUUCCGUUGCCACUGGCAGCUGUGCAAUGAAAUCUUCGACGUGCCGGAAGUCUUGUACGACCACUUGUGCCUCGAUCACGUGGGCCGCAAGUCGUCCAACAACUUAAGCUUGACAUGCCAAUGGGAAGGCUGUGGCAUCACCACGGUGAAGCGGGACCACAUCACGUCCCACUUGCGCGUGCACGUGCCCUUGAAGCCGCACCACUGUGACUUGUGUACCAAGAGUUUUAAGCGGCCACAGGAUUUGAAAAAACACUCGCGCGUGCACGAGGAAGAGUACCAGAAGACGUUGAAGAAGUACCAGAAGCACCAGUCGCAGGACCUGUCUGAUGAUGGCUCCUCGCACACAAUGCUGUCCAUGCACAGCUCAACCAACAUUCUUAACGACUUCAACUUCACGGGCUCUCUCAACAGCGCUAAGAAGCAGCGGGUCGAUGCCCACUACAAUACGGACAUGUACAACCGGUUGUCCUCGUAUGAGGACACGUGGGGCUCGGGGAACCGGAACGCGGCGUUCUCUGCCCCACCCGCACCCAACCAGAUCAACUUUUCCGAGGCGGAGAAGUUCUUCAACAACUUGUCAUCGUCCAUUGACGCGCAAUACGCCAAUUUCAACCCCGCACCCCAACCUGUUUACCAAGCCCAGGCGCAGCCCAUGUAUCCAUCUGUUCCGCAGUUGCUGAACAGGAUGCAUAUGCCGAAUGGCUUCAGUGCCGACGGCUAUGCUCCGGCGCCUUCGGCUGGCUUCCCACAGGUGCACCGCCAGUUGGGCCAGGUGCCUCAGUACGGCCAGAACUACUCGGUGUAUCCUGAGUUUGGCGGGGUCAGCAACUCACAAAAGACAGGACAGUCCCUCGAGAGCGAGCAAGCCAAGGUGCCAAAAGACUCUUCAAGCACCGAGUUGCUGGACGACGCUGCUGCGGGGUUGCUCAGCAAGCUCUCUCUUGGCGAGAAGUUUGAUGCCGACACGGUGAAGAAGCACCGAGACAUGAUUAAGAUGGUGUGCGAGUUCUUGGCUGCGCGCAACCAACAGGCCGGGGGUCUGGAACCUCGUGCCAAGGAGCAGGAGGCGAAGCCGCAGGCCAUGUACCCAGAGAUCACUGCCUUCUAAGCGGUGCCCGCGCUCUAGCUGCGCCCGCGUUCAAUUCUUCUUCUUGGGUUUGGGUAUGUGCCUCUCUCUGAUUCCAACUUCUGUUCUACUUCGAUGCCUGGCCCGCAGGUGUAUGUUUUUCUUUUG